Molecule: messenger RNA, 798 nt
Organism: Neocloeon triangulifer
Lineage: Eukaryota; Metazoa; Arthropoda; Insecta; Ephemeroptera; Baetidae
Exons: 5
Coding region: 1-798 (265 amino acids)
Source: RefSeq, a predicted model, not a curated record
AUGGUUGUGGAUGCCCAGGGCUUCUCAGAUGUGUUCAACAAACUACCUGGAAUAGUGCAGCAACUCCAAGAUUUGGCCAACAACCCCGGCAGUCGAUAUAAUCCACAGCCGAAUAAUGACGCAUUUGAAAUGUCUAUACUGGAUGAUGAUCCGCAAAAUGUUGAAGUGGAGCCUGAUAGUGGACUUGGUUCUUUGGUUUUCCCAUCAGAUAUGAAUGAAAAGUGGAAGAUUUUUGAUGAACGAGUGGCCCAAUUAAGGUCUAAGCCAGAUGACGAAUUCAAAUAUGCGCUUGUCCAUACUGAAAAUGGAGCAAAUCUCUAUGAUCUUGGAAAACCGUUUGAACAAGAAGGUGUGUUUUUUGCCAGCAAAACACUUUUGGCUCGGGCCGUAAACAAUUCUAAGGAAGUGCAUUCCUACGCAGUCCAGGCACUUGAGGCUUUCUUCAGGCAUGAUGUUGCUUUUUUUUGCACCUGCACAGGAUCAAGCAAAGGGCAGUCACCAGAUGGUCAUGCCAGAGCAGGUCUUCCUGACAAGCCCCUUCAAAUUUUUAUUGCUCACUGCAUACGCUUGGCUAGAAAGAAAUCUUGGAAAUUGCAAAAGACUGACAAAGACACCAGAACCUUUCUUGUGCGCAAAAUCAACAUUUUUCUUAACAACCAGAGGCACAACUACGGCUUUGACCCGACGGAGGAGCAGUUGAAAGAGUACAACAAGAAAAUGGGCCGUGGCAGUGAAUUUGCAAAAAAACGCAAAAACAACCCAAGUGCUGAGGAAGAACUGGAGGAAGAUAUAUUGUAG